UCUCUCUGCAGUUAAAGAUCAGUUCAUUUGAUUUUCGGUGAAGAUCUGAACCAAGGAAGAAGAAGAAGAAGAAGAAGAAAAUGGCUACAAUGAGAGUACCAAACGUGGUUCCUACUCCAACCCAAGACAGUGAGAGACUCAAAAAAGCUUUCGAAGGAUGGGGAACAGAUGAGGAUGGAGUGAUAUGGAUUUUGGGUCACAGAAAUGCAAGCCAACGCAAGAAGAUCAGAGAAACAUAUCAACAGCUCUAUAAUGAAUCCCUCAUUGAUCGUCUCCAUUCUGAGCUCUCUGGUGAUUUCAGGAAAGCAAUCAUCUUGUGGACAUCUGAUCCUCCAGAAAGGGAUGCGAAGUUGGCCAAUGAAGCCUUAAAGGAAAAGAAGAAGGGAAUUCAUAAUCUCCAAGUGAUCAUAGAGAUUUCAUGCACAUCAUCCCCAAAUCAUCUGAUGGCUGUGAGACAAGCCUAUUGUUCCUCCUUCGAUUGCUCCCUCGAAGAACACAUCACAUCCACUGUGACCCUACUUCCCCUCAGAAAGCUUCUUUUGGGGCUAGUGAGUUCCUACAGGUAUGACAGAGAAUUAGUGGAUGCAAAUAUUGCAGAUUCAGAGGCUUCUGUGCUUCAUGAUGCCAUCGAAAAGAAGCAGUUGGAUCAUGAUGAUGUGAUAUGGAUACUUAGUACCAGGAAUACAUUUCAACUCAAAGCAACAUUUGAGUGUUACAAACAAAAAUAUGGGAAUUCCAUAGACCAGGACAUAAAAAGCAGUGGCACCAGUGAUUUGAUAUCCAUCUUAAGAAUGGUAAUUUGCUGCAUAGAUACCCCUGAGAAACACUUUGCAGAGGUUGUAAGAAAUUCAGUUGAUGGGCUCGGAACACAUGAGGGUUCACUAACUAGAGCCGUUGUGACUCGUGCUGAAAUCGAUAUGAUGAAGAUCAGAGGAGAGUACUUCAACAUGUACAAAACUAGCCUCGACAAUGCAGUCAUCGACGAUACAUCUGGAGACUACAAAAAUUUCUUAGUCACUUUGCUUGGAGGAAGACUCUGAUGCUCACUUGUGGUUUGUAACCUUGGUCACCGGCUAGCAAUUUUUCAGUGAUUGCUUGUA
Telopea speciosissima is the source of this 1100-nucleotide messenger RNA. Its product is annotated as annexin D3-like. Bases 81 to 1040 code for a protein of 319 amino acids. The record is from RefSeq and is a predicted model, not a curated record. The transcript is spliced from 6 exons. Gene Ontology annotation, molecular function: calcium-dependent phospholipid binding; calcium ion binding. Gene Ontology annotation, cellular component: cytoplasm. Lineage: Eukaryota; Viridiplantae; Streptophyta; Magnoliopsida; Proteales; Proteaceae.